AUGGAUGCGUUCCCAGAUCAGGUCCUGAAGGACUCGCUGAAAAGUGGAGACUACUCCGAUAUGACGGUCGUCUGUGGCGACGAUACGUAUCACGUCCACAAGGCGGUCAUUUGCCCGCGUUCAAAAUACUUUGAAACUGUUCUCAAGGCGGGCAUGCACGAGAGUCGCACAUCCCACGUAGACCUGUCCGACCACAGCCCAGAUCCGGUCAAAUCACUCGCAACAAUCAACCCGAGUCGGGUUGGCUGUGGCAAAUGA
Pyricularia pennisetigena is the source of this 258-nucleotide messenger RNA. RefSeq lists its product as uncharacterized. The transcript is spliced from 3 exons. Bases 1 to 258 code for a protein of 85 amino acids. The record is from RefSeq and is a predicted model, not a curated record. Gene Ontology annotation, molecular function: protein binding. Lineage: Eukaryota; Fungi; Ascomycota; Sordariomycetes; Magnaporthales; Pyriculariaceae.